GAUAUACUUUCCAACAAUGUCGAAGCUGUGAAUUCCGUUUAUCUUGUCUUUUGUACUGAAUAGUUGCCCAUUGCCGCCCAUUCAAAAUGCUGUUCGAGUCUAUGAUCACCGCGUUCGCGUUCGCUCUCUGCGCUUCUGCUAGAGCUGUCCCGAACCCCAUCGAAGUUUUCAAGCGUGCGCAUACGCCCGGCGUCGUCAUUAACAAGUGCUCCAAGCCUGGUGUCCUUGCAUUGGCCUAUGACGAUGGUCCGUAUCAAUACACCUCGUCGCUAGUAGAUACUCUGGAUAAGGCAGGCGUAAAAGGAACCUUCUUCUUCACUGGCACUUUGUACGGUUGCAUUUACAACCAGAAGGCCGCUGUUAAGAAGGCCUAUGACUCUGGACACCAAGUUGCGUCUCACACGUGGACCCACCCCCAUAUGGGAAGCAUGAGCGCUGCCCAAAUCAAGAGCGAGAUGGAGAAGGUUGAGCAAGCAUUUGUCAACAUCUUCGGCAGAAAACCGCAGUACAUGCGUCCUCCAUACCUCGAGACCGGAGGUCAAUUCUUGAGCGUCAUGAAGGAGAUGAACUACAAUGUCAUUACUGACGAUGUAGAUGCUGGUGACUGGAAUAACCAAUCUCCGCAGCAGAGCCAGCAGAAGUUCCAACAAGCCGGUGCUGGCGGUAACGGACACAUCCCACUCAUGCACGAGACGUACCAGGGCACAGUCACUACUCUGACGAACUGGCUGAUCGACUGGGCCAAGACUAACAACCUGAAGAUCGUCACAGUUGCCGAAUGCCUCGAUGAUGCCAACGGUGCUUACAAGGAGGGAACAUUCCCAAGCAACGGACAAUCGUCUUGCUAAAAGGUACUCUGGGGUGUCUAUGAUCGGCGAGGAACAUGCAAUCCGGCUAUUUACAAGUGACUAGCCUGGUUUGAAUGUCUUGAUAGUCUCAUAAUAUUCAUAGUAUGAUCGAUUGCAGCUGGCGGACUAUAGCCUAUAGCAGGAGCCUUGAAAAAAGUGCACAUAUUGAUACAUAUAUUGAUAGUUAAAUUUUGACCAACAAUCUAUCGACUUGAUAUGUUGGAUAGGUAGGUAGCUAAGGUAGUCAAACAUGUCAGUAUCCUAUUUUAA
Daldinia decipiens is the source of this 1118-nucleotide messenger RNA. RefSeq names its product carbohydrate esterase family 4 protein. The record is from RefSeq and is a predicted model, not a curated record. The transcript is spliced from 4 exons. NCBI's taxonomy places the organism in Eukaryota, Fungi, Ascomycota, Sordariomycetes, Xylariales, Hypoxylaceae. Gene Ontology annotation, molecular function: hydrolase activity, acting on carbon-nitrogen (but not peptide) bonds. Gene Ontology annotation, biological process: carbohydrate metabolic process. Bases 87 to 848 code for a protein of 253 amino acids.